AGGUAGUAAAACAUUUGGUCAGCAGAAGAUUCGGGUGGGCCGGAUACCUCGAACACAGAACAAACAGCGUUUAAAACGAUGGUGAAGCUCUCUGUUUGGAGCCCAGCGCAGGAAAUUCGGGAAGAAGUCCUGGUAUAAGAGACCUUUCAACGGACGACGCCAGCCCAGCCCCAAGUACCCAAGAACUCAGGACAGAAUGCAUUCGCCCAAACUUGUGCGCGAGAAACAGCGUGAGGCUACCACAGAAGAGCACCUUGCAAUACCAAGAUGAAUAUGCUAUCAAGAGCCAGGAAGAAGGAUAAGAACUCGGCCAAACUCAGUCACUCUCUCAACGAGGGCAUCACUGGCAAGUAUGUCAAGAAAGAAGACUCUCCCCUCCUUAGAAAUUACAUGUCCCCCGUGGUACGCUAUGGCCCCACCUUCCCUCGGAGAUCAGAGUCCCUCAGUCAGAUCCACAGUCAGCAGGGUUCCGCCUCGGAGGAGGGGAGAAGUCCGGACACCAGGGCGGCCUCCCUGCCCAGGUUCCACCAGAGAAGCUACAGUAACCAGUCCAGUGUCAGCGACUAUUCAACCCAUGGACACAGCUUCUCACAGGUGACACCUGAGUACAACCCCGGAGCGAGGACAGGGUCCCUGCUACUGGACUAUCACACUGUGUCUGAGAACGUUAAUGGAGAGGUAGCAGCUGCUGCAGGGGCCAUGCCUACUGUCCAGGAAAAUUAUGAAGGCCAGGGCUAUAGUGAUGAGUACUACAACCCCAUGUACCAGCACUCCUCGGUGGCCAGUUUACCAGUACACAGCAGCGGGCUGACUUCAUACCAGGGUAGAUCACCAGCUGGGUCUGCGUCGCCAAUAGGAUCUGUAGGCAAUGUCUCAUCCACAGAUGAGCUUCCUCUCCCAACUGGAUGGACAGCAGAUUACACGUUACGAGGCAGAAAAUACUACAUAGAUCACAACACCCAGACUACACACUGGAGCCACCCUUUGGAAAAGGAGGGCCUCCCUGCCGGCUGGGAAAAAGUAGAGUCUGCAGAAUAUGGUGUCUACUAUGUGGACCACAACACAAAGCGUGCCCAGUACAGACACCCUUGUGCUCCCAGGUUCCCUAAGUACGACCCUCCCCCUCCCCUCCCACCCUCCGCCUACCUAGCCAUGCAGACAUCUCAGGCAAUAGCUGGAGAGAUGGAGGCGGCUGGCAUGCAGGUCCCCCCAAGUCCGUACAUGAACUCAGAAAUUCCAGAAUGGUUGCAGGUGUACACAAAAGCUCCUCAUGAGUAUGAUCACAAACUAAAGUGGGACCUGUUCAAGCUGCCUGAGCUGGACUGUUACCAGGAGAUGCUGAUGAGGCUGUACAGGAAGGAGCUGGAGGUGGUGGUCAUGAGCUAUGAGGGGUACAGACAGGCCCUGCAGCAGGAGACAGAGAGGAGGCAGAGGGAGAUGGAGAAGGACCGCAACAAGGCACAGGCACUCGCACAGAACAUAGAGACUAAAGUCUGAUGCAACAAGGCACAGGCACUCGCACAGAACAUAGAGACUAAAGUCUGAUGCAACAAGACACAGGCACUCGCACAGAACAUAGAGACUAAAGUCUGAUGCAACAAGACACAGGCACUCGCAAAGAACAUAGAGACUAAAGUCUGAUGCAACAAGACACAGGCACUCGCACAGCUGGAAGUAGGAUUCUUUACAGUUUGAUGUUCAAUACCUUCAAAGGAAAAAAAAGGCUGAGGCCUGCAGAUCCCUGGGAAAUUCAAUCUUGGUGUAGACGAUCACAAGACGAUACACAACAUGUGAAGAUGGUCUCAUUGUAAUCAAUAGUACAACUACAAGGACCAAGUGGUGACUUCUACAACAACUGCAACUUCUUCUGGUGAAGCGAAAUUGCAAAUAUGACCUCCUCGUUCCACAUAGUAUAUGAAUUCAAGUUGAAAUGGACUUGAUUAUGUGGUGCUGAACUGAAGCAAUUAGUUAUAAAUUGGUUACCAGAGCUAUGUAAUAGCAAAGUACAGAGUGGUGUGAUGAAGUAGCCUUGGUAGGAAAGCACUUCUUGCAAGCUACUGUUAUAUCCUGGCAGCAAUGCACAUCUGGGGGUGGCAAGCACAGACAGGGAAACUUUGUUUGAUCCAGAUCAAGUAGCAUCCAGAAGAGGUAGGAAACUUUAAACAUGCUUCAGUUUUGUUCCUGAGUAUUCAAAACAGUGUUUUGGAUUCAACGAAUCAAUCAUUUUGCAGUGGCUGCAGGAAGUCAAACUCAAUGCCAUCAAAUGGCAGAAAAUUCAUUUUCGUCCCUAUACGAAACAGUUACAGUAGGACAAUGUACUGUAGAGCUCUGACAGUGCUGCUGAAGGUGCAACUUUUGUACCAUGUUAAGAUGAGUGUAGAUUCUGUAAGGGGCAUUGCAAUGUGUGGCCUAAAGGCUGAAUAACGUAGGCUGUAAGUAACAUAGGGAAAAAGCCAUGAAUUGCUUUUAACUGAUUGUUUUAGUUUACUUAGCGUUUUACCUGAAGUUAGAAGAUAUACAUCAUUGCUUCUGGUUAACCAAUUCUGAACCCUAUUGAAGUGUGAACAAUUACAGAUGUAGCUUACACAAUGUUUUUAGGUUGUAAGAUCAGAUGUCUGGGUGACCUGUCACUGGGGUUGUCCCUUUGCUGUCAUUCAACAAUUACUGUAAUACAUAAUGAUAAAUGUUAUCAUUUCUUGAUAAAUUGAGGUAGCCAAAAGCUGAGGCUUGGCAUUUUAGCCUGAAUUAAGCCAGUGCUUUUUUUUUAGCAUAGAAAGAUUGAAAUGUUGACUACAUGAUGAUCAAUCAAAUUUGCCAAUCAUUCAAUGUAAGGAAGGCAUGUGUACUAAACUCGAUUCCCAUGAAUUUAGCUCUAGGGAGUCAGGCAUUUCCUGACAAUGUACAUUCCAUCAUGGUGCUUUCACUGGAAUGUAUUUUAGCAUGUUCAUUCUAGCUUUGUGCACUCGUACCUGUGUAUGUUGUGAAUACAAUUGUACCUAUUGUGACUAUAAGAAUUCAUAAUUCAGGCACCUGUUUUGUACUGCUAGUAGACUUAAAAAGCUUGUAGUGGUAGAGAUAUUUAUGGAAUUAGAAUCUUGAGAUCGUGUAGAGGUAGUACAAUAGGAAAUUAAUGUUGCUUUCAUUAGCAACAAACACAUUGAAUCAUGCAUAUUUUAUUAGAGCUAUUUAUGGAACAUCAUAGGAGGUAAAUUAUUCAUAUUUAUGUCAAUAGCCCACCGUUAUAAUGUAUGUAAUUGUGAAUAAUACUGUUUAUAGUUGCUGUGAAUUCUUAUUGUGAAUUAACAUGUAUUCUAAUUCCAACUUCUUUGAAGCUGAAUCUUGUCUCCCCACAGAACUACUUGUACUUGUGUUCCCUUUGCCUGAGUUUUUGUACUUAGUCUACAACGUACUAAAUGAAACUGCUUCAGUUUUCAUUUCAAACCAAGGAGCCAGGAGUAUCAUGCACAGUUCACCUCAGUUUAAAGGGCUUUACCAGGAAUGGAAACUGGAUGAAAUGUAAUUAUGCUGUGAAAAUUGGACGUUGCUGGCACCUACAUUUCCUGAGGUACAUGUUUUUUUGUAGAGAUGUGUACGUUGUGUGUUGUUUAAAGUUGGUUAAUUUACCUCUGUCUCCUUAGACACGUCAAACUGAAAUGUGGAAUAAACAAUACCACCAUCGUUUUU
Messenger RNA from Branchiostoma belcheri (Belcher's lancelet), 3684 nucleotides. RefSeq names its product protein salvador homolog 1-like. Bases 268 to 1497 code for a protein of 409 amino acids. Gene Ontology annotation, biological process: hippo signaling; regulation of cell population proliferation; apoptotic process. The transcript has 10 exons. Lineage: Eukaryota; Metazoa; Chordata; Leptocardii; Amphioxiformes; Branchiostomatidae. The record is from RefSeq and is a predicted model, not a curated record. Gene Ontology annotation, molecular function: protein binding; molecular adaptor activity.